Heterobasidion irregulare TC 32-1 is the source of this 642-nucleotide messenger RNA. RefSeq lists its product as uncharacterized. NCBI's taxonomy places the organism in Eukaryota, Fungi, Basidiomycota, Agaricomycetes, Russulales, Bondarzewiaceae. The record is from RefSeq and is a predicted model, not a curated record. The transcript has 2 exons. Bases 1 to 642 code for a protein of 213 amino acids.
AUGACCUUCUUCGCGCGCAUCUAUAGCCGGCGAGGUGAUCAGCAUCUGUUGUCACAGUCUGGAGGUAAACCUCAGGCAACCGUCCAGUAUACCUAUUUUCAGCUCCUCAACAUCCAAGUACGUCCGUCGAUCGACGGCCAAAUAUGGAGACUGUCAGAGGGCCUCACUGUCUCCACGACAUUGACGGCCGACCGACAGGCAAGUCCGCGCAACCGAAGCAAGCUACUUGCAUGCUUCGAGCGCCUCUCGUUAUCGCUCACCGCCCUCAAACGGCAGACGCACGAUCGUUUGCGAGCUUCCCCUACGGUACGGGCGCAGCCACCGACUCGCGGCAAUAUCUGGCGUUCGUUGACCCUGACCGCGCGAUACGCGCUUCCCCCGCUCUUGACUGGCGAUUUCCAAGUCCUACGAGUUCCCGCUCCCGCCCCUGCCUCCAGCUCUUAUCUGAAGCUAUUUUUUGCGCAGCGAGGCUGUGAAUGCGGCGGCGGCGGCAGUGGCGGCUGCGCAGGUCAAGCUCGGGGGUUGCGAGGGGCAGGAGAGAGCUUUGCUAGUGCAGAGCGGCGGAGGCGCAAUGCGCCCCACGGUUAUGGAUUCACCCCCGGAUGCAUCUGUACUCCCAUGACGCGAUAUCCGGACACUUGA